Messenger RNA from Colletotrichum aenigma, 2667 nucleotides. RefSeq names its product ATP-dependent DNA helicase Q-like 3 (gene RECQL3-2). NCBI's taxonomy places the organism in Eukaryota, Fungi, Ascomycota, Sordariomycetes, Glomerellales, Glomerellaceae. The record is from RefSeq and is a predicted model, not a curated record. The transcript is spliced from 2 exons. Gene Ontology annotation, cellular component: cytoplasm; chromosome. Gene Ontology annotation, biological process: double-strand break repair via homologous recombination. Gene Ontology annotation, molecular function: ATP binding; 3'-5' DNA helicase activity; nucleic acid binding. The coding region runs from base 1 to 2667 and encodes 888 amino acids.
AUGGACCGCGUCCGAGAUCUCCGGAAAGUCCAAGCAGAACGUGUGAAGACGAGCCACGACGAGCUGAUCCGCGUCGCCAACGAAAGACUGGAGUCCAGCCCGUGGCUGGCCCGUGUAGGAUGGGCGGUGCACUUAAAAGGGCUCAGUGCCAGCGCACUCUUCAACACAACAGCUCCCAUCAAUGAAGAUGAGGUCGUGCUUCAGGCGAUGUGGGCGACGGUCGACCGCGUGCUGGACCAGGCUCGAGCAACGUCUGCGCCCAAUACCGUCGGGCUGGCCGUGCUGUUCGAGGCGCAGCGUACAGAAGCGCACGUCAAGCCAAGGCGGCCGUUCGACAACCGCAUGGAGGACGACACGUGGGCGAGAUACAAGGGCGUGUGGCUAUGUCUGCUGUGUGUCUGGUUCCGCACGCAGGAAAUGGACGACGACAAGCGGCCACCGUAUAAACUGACGCCGUCACAGGCAGAAGCGUGGGACUUGUUCGAGCAGAUGGCGGAAGUAGCCAGCACGGGGACGGGGCAUCAGACGCAGGAGAAGCUGGAACGCGCAGCACUCGACAUGCUCAUCAGCAUGCUGGACCACCAGCUGAAGGGCGGAGACUACAGCAGUGCUCUUCUCAGCGCUCUCGCGGUGAUGGGCAUUGCCGAGAAUGGCGGCUGGGUUCAGAUCACGGACUACACGACGAAGUACUCGGCCGUGGUCAAGGUAGCGCGCAUGCUGGUGAUCCAUCAGGCAUACACCGAGCGUCGUGACGAGGUCGCCGAGCUGGAAACGUCUCUGGGGAAGGAUGAAGCAGAGGACGCGGCGCGGAGUUUAUUCCAGCACACGCGGGCGAAGGUGCGGCGGUUCAUGACGCGGACGACGGGCGACAAGGAUGCGGAGCCGACACCGAAGGACUGGAUUCUCGAGACGCGGACGUACGGGAUGCACAUCCAAUAUAACACAGCAGCGGCCGGUGUCAUCGACUGGGUCGGUGAUCGCGUGUCAUACAGACGGGUACGGUUCACGAUGGGGCAGCUGUCGGACGCACUACAUGAGCUGGUCCGAGAGACGCGGGAGCUGCUCGCAGAGCUGACGGCGACGGAGGAUUCGGGUUCGGCGGACGGUCCGGAAAGCGACGUCCGGUCACAGCUGCCAGCCAUCCCAUGGUCGUCGAUCGAAGACGACCACAGCGAGACAAAGCCCGGGUACUCGUUUCUCGCCGACGACCGCAACAGCUGGGUUUCCGCCGGGGACGGCUGGCUGUUCAUGCGGCUGGCGCGGUCGCCCGCCGCUGCGGAACGGUGGGGACUGAGCAGCAUAGGCAACGGUCGCGGGACGACAGACCGGCCGUUCCAGCCGUCAGCCGUGCAGGAGUUCGGUAGGACGUUUGAACGACUCCGCGAGCGACUGUGGAUGCUUCUGCACAUGCUCGGCGGACAGCCGGCGCGGGCGAGCGAGCUCGCAGGUCUGCGGACGGUCAACACGGGCAUCAUGCACGAGGCCAGCGGGUACAGCGCGUUCAUAUGGGCGGACGACAUCAUCCGGCAGAGGGACUCGGAAGAAAGCAGCGCGGCGGCAGGAUUAGAAGAGCAAAGUGGUGACAACAUGGAUAUCGGGGAUGGCAACAAUCACAGUGCAAAUGCAGAUGAGGCUGGGGAUGAGAGCACAAGUGUGGGCGACUGGACGUGGAAAGAGGAGCGAACGUGGACGACAGACAGGGCGCGGCGGAUCAUGCAACGGACCAGCAUGAGACUGCUGGGAUGCCAGGUCAACGUGAGCAUGUGGCGGCACAUCGCCAUCGGCAUCGCUAACCGCUACUUGAACGAGUCGUUCGGCCGGCCGGGCGGAGACGACGCCGGCGUGGGAUCGGAAGAGGGGACGGACGAGGUCGAGGACAGCCCGUGGGACUUGCAGGCGGGGCACAGCACGCGGAUAGCGGGCAUGAUCUACGCGCGAGAGCUCAUGCAGUUCGGCAGCGGUCUCGCGGCGAGGCAGCAACAGUUCCGCCGAGUCAGCCGUCAGUGGCACAGGUUUCUGGGCUUCGGCGCCGAGGAUUCGGAGUCGAAAUGGGGUCCCGCGGGCUGCAAGAGGAAAAAGACGGAGGCGUACGAAGGGCCACGGCUCGCAGCCAGGCUCCGACGGUUUGAGAAGCUGAGGAGAAUCGACUUGGAGGGCCAGCUGCGGCAGAUGACGGGUGACGACUCGGCGAUGUUCCGCGGGAACCAGAGAGAAGCGGUGCUCGCCAUCGCCAGCGGGCACACGCCGAUCGUGCAGGUGAUGGGGACGGGCGGUGGCAAGAGCGUCUCGUUCAUGCUGCCGGCGUUCUGCUCGCCGGACGGAGUGACGGUGGUCGUGACGCCGCUGGUGGCGCUGCGGUCGGAUCUGCACAGGCGAUGCGUCAAGGCGGGGAUCACAUCUCACGUGUGGCAGGGCCGGAAGAACAACCAGGCGGCGUCCAUCAUCUUCGUCACGCCCGAGUCAGCCGUCACAAAGGGGUUCAGGGACUUCAUCGCACGGCUGGAAGGGAGGCAGGCGCUGGACCGCGUCGUCGUGGACGAAUGCCACGUCGUGCUCGAGGGGUCACGGAGCUUCCGGCCGCGGCUCAGAGAGCUCGGAGAGGCGAUUCGCGAGUUCGGCGUACAGACGAUAUGCUUGACGGCGACACUUGCGCCGACGGACGAGUAG